AUGACUGCAUCCGGUCGCACAAACCCCUACAGCAUCGUAUCUUCAGAGGAGGACGGGCUGCACCUGGUGACCAUGUCGGGCGCCAACGGCUUCGGCAAUGGCAAGGUGCACACGCGGCGCCGGUGCCGGAAUCGCUUCGUCAAGAAGAACGGCCAGUGCAACAUCGAGUUCGCCAACAUGGAUGAGAAGUCGCAGCGCUACCUGGCGGACAUGUUCACCACGUGCGUGGACAUCCGCUGGCGCUACAUGCUGCUCAUCUUCUCGCUGGCCUUCCUCGCCUCCUGGUUGCUGUUCGGGGUCAUCUUCUGGGUCAUUGCGGUGGCCCACGGGGACCUGGAGCCCGCGGAGGCGCACGGGCGCACGCCGUGCGUGCUGCAGGUGCACGGCUUCAUGGCGGCCUUCCUCUUCUCCAUCGAGACGCAGACCACCAUCGGCUACGGGCUGCGCUGCGUGACUGAGGAGUGCCCGGUGGCCGUGUUCAUGGUGGUGGCGCAGUCCAUCGUGGGCUGCAUCAUCGACUCCUUCAUGAUUGGCGCCAUCAUGGCCAAGAUGGCGCGGCCCAAGAAGCGCGCACAGACGCUGCUCUUCAGCCACAAUGCGGUGGUGGCGCUGCGUGACGGCAAGCUCUGCCUCAUGUGGCGCGUGGGCAACCUACGCAAGAGCCACAUCGUGGAGGCCCACGUGCGGGCCCAGCUCAUCAAGCCCCGGGUCACGGAGGAGGGCGAGUACAUCCCGCUGGACCAGAUCGACAUUGAUGUCGGCUUUGACAAGGGCCUGGACCGCAUCUUCCUGGUGUCUCCCAUCACCAUCCUGCACGAGAUUGACGAGGCCAGCCCUCUGUUCGGCAUCAGCCGGCAGGACCUGGAAACGGAUGACUUCGAGAUCGUGGUCAUCCUGGAGGGCAUGGUGGAGGCCACGGCCAUGACCACGCAGGCCCGCAGCUCCUACCUGGCCAACGAGAUCCUGUGGGGCCACCGCUUUGAGCCUGUCCUCUUUGAGGAGAAGAACCAGUACAAGAUCGACUACUCGCAUUUCCACAAGACAUACGAGGUGCCAUCCACGCCCCGCUGCAGUGCCAAGGACCUGGUGGAGAACAAGUUCCUGCUGCCAAGCACCAACUCCUUCUGUUACGAGAAUGAGCUGGCCUUCCUGAGCCGUGACGAGGAGGACGAGGUGGACGGAGAGCAAGACAGCCUUGGCCCCCAGGCCAGGCGCGACUUUGACAGGCCGCAGGCCGGCACAGCCCUUGACCAGCGGCCUUACAGACGGGAGUCUGAGAUCUGA
Messenger RNA from Rangifer tarandus platyrhynchus (Svalbard reindeer), 1284 nucleotides. The record is from the annotation of a GenBank genome assembly. NCBI's taxonomy places the organism in Eukaryota, Metazoa, Chordata, Mammalia, Artiodactyla, Cervidae.